Zalophus californianus (California sea lion) is the source of this 1637-nucleotide messenger RNA. RefSeq names its product beta-1,4-galactosyltransferase 3-like. Lineage: Eukaryota; Metazoa; Chordata; Mammalia; Carnivora; Otariidae. The transcript has 7 exons. Gene Ontology annotation, molecular function: glycosyltransferase activity. The record is from RefSeq and is a predicted model, not a curated record. Bases 649 to 1599 code for a protein of 316 amino acids. Gene Ontology annotation, biological process: carbohydrate metabolic process.
AGAUGCGAGUGGAGAGUCGUCGGGGUGGGGGGAGAAAGGAAUAGGGGUGCGCAAGGGAGAGGCAGCACGUGCACUGCGCAGAUUGCAGGGAUUGGGCCGCGUUGCCCGGGACACGGGGUGGGCUUUUACGCGCACCCCACGGGAGUGGGAGUGGGUGCGCGCCCGCGCGGGGAGCCCCGAUUGUGCGGGCUGGGGGGUUGUGCGUGCGCGGAGCUGACAGGAGCGGUUUGCACUUCACGCGCGCGCCAGGCUCGGGGAGUGACCCGGGUGAACAGUUGCGCACCGGUGUGGCUCAGUGACAAGUGUGCACACCUCCAGCCUUGUGGGGUUGAAGACAGAGCUCGGGAUGGAGGGCAGUUUUCAUAACCAGGGAUGCCUUUCCUUUCGUGACCAGGCCUAAUUUUUCUUUGAAAGCGAGGAGUGGGGUGAGAGUUGCCAAACCUCAGGCAACCUACUGAUAGUCUUCUCCUACUUUGCAAGUUGCUUUCACUAAAUAUUUGAGCAGAUCUCAACACCACCCACAUACUUUCAGCUGAGAAAUUGAUAAAAAGGUUCACCUCAAACUGGACAUCAUUGACAAAAGGAGGAUGUGAAAGCCAGCCUGCCAGUUGACUCCCUGUGCCACUUGCUUAGUUGUGUGACCUUGAAAUGGAACAGCAGAGGGGGCUCCUGUUACUAUUUCUGGGGGCACAGCUGCUGCUUAUGGGGGCAUUCCUCCACCAGAGCCACAACCGCCACAGCCUCGCCUUCUUGCACAUCCUGAUACGGGACAGGCCAAUGGUGGGAGAAGAGUUGCCCUUUUUGGUCUCAGUCUCCUCUGCAGGGACCUCUUCCCAGGAUGUGUAUGCCAACCUCAGCCAGAUCCACCCUGUGGACGUUAGUGAAGAGCACCUGCCCAGCUGCCCCCUCAUUUCACCCUACAUCAAUGGCCCCUUGAAGGUGAUGAUCCCAGAGAACUUGACGAUGGAGCAGGUGCUGGAAAAGAACCCGCUGGUGGAGCUGGGAGGCCAGUACUGGCCGCCUGACUGCUGGACACGGCACCACACAGCAGUUGUGGUGCCCUGCUAUGGGCAAGACCAGCACCUGCGGCACUUGCUCUUCCACCUGCACCCCUUCCUGCAGCGCCAGCAACUGCACCAUGCCAUCUACGUGGUGAACCAGGUGCAGCCGGAAUGGGGAGGGCCAGAGGUGCACAACACCGCCUUCAGCCGGGGCAAACUGCACAAUGUGGGGUUCUGGGAGGCCAUGCAGGAGGAGGAAUGGGACUGUGUCUUUUUCCACGAUGUGAACCUCCUCCCAGAGGAUGACCGCAACCUCUACAUCUGCGACAUCUUUCCUGCUCAUGUGUCUGUGGCCAUUGACAAGUUCAACUACAAGCUACCCUACCAUGGCUACCUUGGGGGGGUGUUUGCCCUGCGCCCCAUUCACUACCUGAGGAUAAACGGCUUCCCCAACUCGUACUGGGCCUGGGAUCAUGAGGACCAUGACAUCGCUGCCGGGUGGGGGGCCCUGCUUGAGGAGCCUAGCACGGGGCUGCGGGCCCCUCCAUGGUGUGGGGGACAUAGGCCGCCAUGGCCUUUAGGGCUGGGUGUGGUAUAGGGACCCUGUCAGAGGCAGGCAUCUGGCCUCCCUGCCCU